This is a messenger RNA of Kazachstania africana CBS 2517, 1203 nucleotides long. RefSeq names its product alkene reductase. The transcript has a single exon. Gene Ontology annotation, molecular function: FMN binding; NADPH dehydrogenase activity. The record is from RefSeq and is a predicted model, not a curated record. Lineage: Eukaryota; Fungi; Ascomycota; Saccharomycetes; Saccharomycetales; Saccharomycetaceae. The coding region runs from base 1 to 1203 and encodes 400 amino acids.
AUGCCAUUCAUCAAAGAUUAUACACCAGUCGACUUGAAGGACUCCCUUCUUUUCAAACCAAUGAAAGUUGGUAACGUUGAAGUCCAACACAGAGCUGUCAUGCCACCUUUAACUAGAUUCAGAGCUCAGGAACCAGGUGCCGUUCCAAACGCUGAAUUAAUGUCUGUUUACUACGACCAACGUUCUCAAAGGCCAGGUACCCUGAUCAUAACAGAAGGUGUUUUCAUCUCUCGCCAAGCCGGUGGUUAUGAUUACGCACCAGGUCUAUGGUCUCAGGAACAAGUAAACGAAUGGAAGAAAAUUUUUGCUAAGAUUCAUAAUAACAAGUCUUUUGUUUUUGCUCAAUUAUGGAACUUGGGUAGACAAGCUGCUCCAGAAUGGAUGGCCAGGGAUGGUUUACGUUUCGAUUCUGCCACUGAUGAUUUAUAUAUCAAUGAUGAAAUUAAAGAAAAAGCUGAAAAAGCUGGUAUCAAACAACAUGGUAUUACUGCCGAAGAAAUCAAACAAUACAUCAAGGAAUACGUUAUCGCCGCCAAGAAUGCCAUCGCUGCUGGUGCCGAUGGUGUUGAAGUUCACUGUGCUAAUGGUUACUUGUUAAAUCAAUUCAUCGAUCCAUUAUCUAACAACAGAACCGAUGCAUAUGGUGGUUCCAUCGAAAACAGAGCUAGAUUCCCAUUAGAAGUCAUUGAUGCUGUUAUCGAAGCUGUCGGUGCCGAAAAAGUUGGUGUCAGAUUCUCUCCAUUUGGUACUUACGGUACUAUGUCUGGUUCUGAAAAUCCUGUCAUCUUAGCACAAUACGCCUAUUUAAUUGGUGAAUUAGAAAAGAGAGCUAAGGCUGGCAAGCGUAUGGCUUACAUCCAUCUUGUUGAACCAGCUGUCUCCGACUUCUUAUUAGAUGAGGGUCAAGGUCAAGACAACGGCAGUUCAAAUGACUUCGCUUAUUCCAUCUGGAAGGGUCCAAUUAUUAGAGCUGGUGACUUCGCAUUACGUCCAGCUGCUGCUAAAGAAGCUGUUUCCGCUGAUAGAACUUUAGUUGGUUACGGUAGAUUCUUCAUCGCUAACCCAGAUUUAGUUGACCGUUUAGAAAAGGGCUUACAAUUAAACCAAUAUGACAAGUCCACUUUCUACAUCCAAACUGCUGAAGGUUACACUGAUUACCCAACAUAUGCUGAAGCUGUAAAAUUAGGCUGGGACAAACAAUAG